Molecule: messenger RNA, 855 nt
Organism: Penicillium vulpinum
Lineage: Eukaryota; Fungi; Ascomycota; Eurotiomycetes; Eurotiales; Aspergillaceae
Product: 3-hydroxyacyl-CoA dehydrogenase family protein
Exons: 1
Coding region: 1-855 (284 amino acids)
Biological process (GO): fatty acid metabolic process
Molecular function (GO): oxidoreductase activity, acting on the CH-OH group of donors, NAD or NADP as acceptor; NAD+ binding
Source: RefSeq, a predicted model, not a curated record
AUGCCCUCAACCCCGUGGACGAAACCCGACACAAGCACCCGCCCCAUCGCCAUAAUCGGCGGCGGCGUGAUGGGCCGCCGAAUCAGCAUGAUGUGGAUAUCCUCGGGCUUCCCCGUAAUGCUAUGCGAGAGAGUAAGCGAAUCAGACAACGCAGUCGGCUACGUCCAAGAACACGAAGCCGAGCAAGCAGCCAAACAAGGCAAAGUCCCCGCCGAGCUGAAAGCCACAACAUCGCUACAAGAAGCCGUCAACAAUGCAUGGAUGGUGAUCGAAGCAAUCCCAGAGAAGCUGCAGAUGAAGAUCGAUAUCUUGGCGCAGAUCGAUAAACUCGCCCCGCCGGACUGCGUAAUCGCCAGCAACUCCUCGUCGCUGCGGUCGAGCCAGAUGAUCGUCAACACGGAGAAGAAUUACCGCAUCUGCAAUGGUCACUACUACAUGCCGCCGGACCAGAACUACUACGAGGUGAUGUCGUGUGGGCACACUGAUCCUGAGAUCUUUCCGUUUUUGAUGGAGAAGGCUGCGCAGGCUGGUUUUACGCCUGUGCAUGCGAAGACUGACUCUACUGGGCUGAUAUUUAAUCGUAUUUGGGCGGCGAUUAAGCGGGAGGUUUUGCUUGUGAUGGCUGAGGGUGUUACUGAUGCUCAUACCAUUGAUGAAAUGUUUAGAAGUUGGUUCAAGGCUGAGAAGGGGCCUUGCCAGAUGAUGGAUACUGUUGGUUUGGAUACUGUGUACAAUAUUGAGCUUGUGUAUACCCAACAACGUAAUUUGGAUACCACUGCCAGGGAUUGGCUGAAGGAGAAUUAUGUUGACAAGGGCAAUCUGGGCGCCAAGGCUGGAAAGGGUUUACUUGGAUAG